AUGCCGUCCAAAGGUGAGAAAAAGACAUUUUCGCAAUGGCAGCAGAUACUGAAGAAGCGUAAUUCCGAAUAUUCAAACGUAAUUGAUCGUAUCGAUAAAGCAAAUCCACCGUCUGAUCCACAAGAUCACGUUCAUUUUAAAGAUGGUCACACAUUACAACGAGAUGGCACAUGGAAACAUGGCAAAGGUCGUCCAUUAACAGCGUUGGAAAAAGAAUUUUGUGAUUUAUUGGAUUUCAAAUAUCAGACAUAA
This is a messenger RNA of Didymodactylos carnosus, 252 nucleotides long. NCBI's taxonomy places the organism in Eukaryota, Metazoa, Rotifera, Eurotatoria, Philodinida, Philodinidae. The record is from the annotation of a GenBank genome assembly.